AAGUAUAUACACCUAAUUGAUAUUCGAUUGAAUGCGAUUUUCCUGCAAUGCUGCAAGCAUAUACAUAUUCUAAUACCUACGUAAGUUUGUUCAAGUUGAUAUCAGUUUGUGUUCUUACUUAAUUGUGGUGAUUUUUUUUUUGUGUAUUGAGAUAUCGAUCAACACAUCCUUUUGAAUAAAUAGCUAAUUAGAUAGGUAGGGCAUUUCAACUUGAAAAAUCGGAUACUAGGAUAUGAUGAUAUAUUGAAACAAAAUAUUCUUGUCUAUUCGUUAAUUUGAACCGAAGAACGCUUGUGUGCAGGAUUGGUCUUGCAAGUAUUAUUAACCCCUUUAUUGCUAAUUUAUUUCAUUUCCAGAGAUUCCAAAUUUUACCUGAAAAUUGGACAUUAUUUUGGCUCCUCCGAAACGAUGAAAACGACCAUGAAAACAGUGAUUUUAAUAAUCACUUUCGUUUCUGUAAACGCUUUCUUUGUAGAUCUUCCGUCAGACGAUGGGUGCACAUGGGAAGAAAAUCCCGUCGAAAUGUUCGUUUUUAAUUUUCAAGAAAAGGCAAUCUUUCCCACCACCUCAUCGUUGCUUUAUUCAGACAAAGAUGCUGUUCUUUUCGACGCUCAGUUCAGCCUCAAGGAAGCUAAUAAAAUAGUGCGCUUCGUACAGAAUAUCAACGCAAAGCUGCGCUUAAUCAUCAUUACUUGCGGCGAUCCAGAUUAUUACUUCGGCCUGCAAGCUAUCGUUGAAGCUUUUCCAUCAGUAGAAAUUGUAGCUUCUCCUAAAGUGGCAAACUACAUUAAUCAAACCAAAGACGCCAAACUGAACUUUUGGGGUUCGAAAUUGGCACAUAAUGCGCCAAAUGAACUAUAUGUACCAAAGCCUAUUGACCGAGAUAUGUUUCAUGUUGAUAACAAGAAAGAGGUUCGGAUGAUGGAAAUGGAUUCUUAUGCAGCUUACGUGUGGAUCCCAGAGGAUAAAAUGAUUCUCGGAGGCGUUGGUAUCUAUUCGGGUAUCCAUGUGUGGACAGCUGACACCCCUACUCCUGAAAUGCGUUUGAACUGGCGCAAAGUGCUUCAAAAAAUGAUUGACCUCGAGCCUCAGGUUGUCAUUCCUGGACAUUUUAUUGGCAAACGACAGAUAUAUGAUGAUGGUGCUAUUAGAUUCACGCUCAAGUAUUUGGAAACUUUGGAAAAAAUACUAGAACAAAAUAAUUACAAGAAUUCUACGGCAGUGAUAAAUUACAUGAAAGAAAAGUUUUUGGGUCUCGGCUUGGAAAGUAAUUUAGAGCUUGGUGCCAAAGUUCUUACUGGAGAAAUGAAGCUUUAAAAAUGAAACAAAUUUAACUGAGGAGUGAGGAAUGAUAAUGGUUCAAAUGUUCAAUGUUUUGAAAUUAAAUUGUACUGUAAUUAACUUUAUCCACCCGUUAUGAUUAAAAAUGAAAAAAGAAA
Molecule: messenger RNA, 1439 nt
Organism: Planococcus citri (citrus mealybug)
Lineage: Eukaryota; Metazoa; Arthropoda; Insecta; Hemiptera; Pseudococcidae
Exons: 2
Coding region: 409-1317 (302 amino acids)
Source: RefSeq, a predicted model, not a curated record